This is a messenger RNA of Pestalotiopsis fici W106-1, 2676 nucleotides long. RefSeq lists its product as uncharacterized. The coding region runs from base 1 to 2676 and encodes 891 amino acids. Gene Ontology annotation, molecular function: protein binding. The record is from RefSeq and is a predicted model, not a curated record. The transcript has a single exon. NCBI's taxonomy places the organism in Eukaryota, Fungi, Ascomycota, Sordariomycetes, Amphisphaeriales, Sporocadaceae.
AUGGAGUUCGCCCACGCUCCGUUGGAAGGAGAUAAUGCCUUCAGACUCCUCCGACUCCUCGGCGGCCAAGGCGACAUCGUGGAGUGCGAACUAUUCCACACAAACACAAACUAUAGCAAGCUGCACUAUGAAGCGGUGUCGUAUUGCUGGGGGUCCAAACAACGUCCAGGCACCAUUCUCAUCAACGGCCAAACUUUGUUGGUGAGAGAAAGUCUUGUUGGACUUUUGAAGCAUCUGCGACAUGCCGACCCAACCAAAAAUCGCAUCAUUUGGAUCGACGCUGUUUGUAUCGAUCAGCAAAACAAGAUUGAGCAAGGUCAUCAAGUACAGCAGAUGCGGAGGAUAUACGCAUCGGCGCGACGCGUCAUAUUUUGGCUUGGAGAGACGACCCCGAAUGUGACUCUGCUCAUGACUGCUCUUGAUCUAUUCAACCGAACUGUCAAGUCCUACGGGUGGCAUCGGCUGGCUAUCGUGGAGCAGAGCGCAUGGGAACUAGUCGUCAAGGCUCUGGAGGCGCAUCCUGCCAUCUUGAACGCCCCUGGAAGAAUGCGCGAAGCUUUACACGACCUAUUGAAGAGACCAUGGUUUCGUCGCGCCUGGAUUAUCCAGGAAGUUGCAAACGCCAGGCGGGGAAUAGUCCAAUGCGGCAAGCACGUGGUUGCAUGUCGACCUUUUACUCUUGCACCUCGACUCUUGGGCAUACAGGCCAAUCAACAUUGCUGCAAUGUCCUAGAUGCAAUGCCCACCUGUUCGAGGACCGUCUCAUGGUGGUCAGAGGACCGGAGUCUCUUCUCCAUUGUUCAAAAGUUCCGGUAUUCCGAGUCGACACUGGACCGUGAUAGGAUUUACGCCUUACGCGGCCUUUGCAGUUUCCGCGACGACAGAAACUUCCUCGGCGUGGACUACGAGCAACCCGUGCAGCAGGUGAUCAACGAUGCUAUAGCGCACAUGUGUAUGUGCGACCGCCGCUCCUUGCCCGACUCUCUGUACCCAAGUAUGGGCGCCUUUUUGAACGAUCUGGAGUCCAUGCACCUGCGGGUCUUGAUAGCCCUGCUCAAGUCUGAUAAUAUCGACGGUGUACGAGAUAUAUUGCACCAUUACCCUACUUCGAUCAAAAUUACGCCGUUGAUGUUGAGCUAUGCUGUUUCUAGCAUCCAUCAUGGCCCAGGUCUAACUAAAUUGCUGUUGGACUUUUGCCAAGGACCGAUUCAGAUUUCGGAGCAAAUCGUCAUUGCGGCAUGUAUGAAUGAGGCGCAUGCUCCUGCUGUAUGCAACUUAUUACUGCCGUACGCAUCGAGUAUAGGCCCAUCGCUGGGCAUUUUCAUUGCAGCUGCCCGAAACCCUGCCCAGGGGAGACCCAUCAUGAGUUGUCUCAUUAAGCAUUUCCGGCCCAGCGAAACUAUCGUGACAGCGGAGCUUUCUGAUGCGAUUUUGUUAAAUGAGAAAGCCAGAGACGAGCUCAUUGAUAUCAUAUUUCAAAGGCUCGCCGGCAGCGUUCAGAUAAACCAAGAUAUCGCACUGGGGGCAGCCAAAACCCCGAGCGACCUCAUGAGUUUGGAUGCCUUCUUUGCAUCAAAGCAACUGGUUGUUACCGAAGAAAUUCUAAUUGCAACGACUCAGAAUAGGACAUGGGGACCAAAGGUUCUUGAAUACCUUUUUCAGAAGACCACGGCAAAGUACUUGCCAAUGAGCGGAAGGCUUGUUGCGGCAGUAAUUGAUGCUAUUGAGUACAACUUGGACCUGCUGCAAUUGUUCCUGGAUUAUCGAAAACAAGACAUCAGCAUAUGCGAUGAAGUUCUCAUAUCUAUACUGAGACAUCCAGAAGCACUCAGAAUCUUGAACUUGUUCCAAGAUGAGAAGGGUAUUUUGCAGAUGACACAGACAACCCCAGCAACUAUGUCAAACUACGCAGUCGUGCCGCCUCUGGAUUGGACAUUCAUCAACAUUGAUUCAGAAGGGCAUCCAGCCCUAUGGUGGGCAAUUGACAACGCUCAGGAAGCUCUUCUACAAGCCCUCAUAAGAAAAGGCGCGGACCUCUCAGUCCAUGGCCCGCGCCCGAUUAUCAAACACGGGCAACGAAUCGACGACAGGGAGCCAAUGAGAUACAGCUAUGCACAUCCCCUGUACCUGGCCACCAAGCUAGGCAACUUGUCCAUCAUCAAGGUACUUCUUGACAAUGUUGCAGACAUCAACCAAGGUCCAACAUCCCUUGUUGCAGCCAUGGAUCAAGACAAGAGUUUCCAGUUUCUACUUGAACACGGUGCACGUAUCAACGGAGAGCUUUUAGUAGGGGCUGCAUAUUAUGGCAAUAUCUCUGUUGUGAAGUUUGCAAUUGAAAAUGGUGUGAGAGAUGAGCUAGACUAUGCUCUUUUCCUGGCAGCUGAGAAUUGCCAUAUUCCAGUCGUCGAGAAUCUCUUGGAAGCUGGUGCGCAAAUCAAGGCUCGCAUUCCCAACCGUAUCAACAAUCGGGAAUAUCCAUAUCGCAGCUCUUGGACAGUUUUGCACUGUGCGGUAUUUUCAAAAGAUGCUAGCCCAGAUCUGAUUGAACUUUUGAUCAAGAGUGGCGCAGAACUGAACGCAAGAGGUGACUUCGGGGAGACGGCCUUAGAUAUUGCGGCACAUGUAACUCGAAAUCGGAGCGUCUAUGAGUGCUUGCUCAAAGCUGGUGCUCACUAA